GUACAUAAACUCUAAAGAAUUGAGGGUUUUGUGGAUGUUUGUGGAACCAGCAGAAGUCCUGGGGCCAUGGCAGGUGAAAUUCGCACAGGACACCUUCUGGGGAAAAUGAGACAGGAGCUGAGGGCAGAGCGGAAGCCAGGGGCCAGUGUGAGGAAAUGAGAACCCCAGAUGCAUGACCUCCAGGGUCCAGUCUCAGCGUCAGCCCCCUGGGGAGGCCCCUCGGGAUGGGGGCUCAGUUUCCACGGGCAGAUGGUUCUCUUGCAGGGCUGUGCGCUGGCCAAGAAAGCAGAGGGACUGAUGAGCCCCUUCCCAAACCCACCCUCAGGGCCUGGCCCAGCUGGGUGGUGCCUCCCAGAAGCAGUGUAAGGCUGCGAUGUCAAACCCCGACCAAGGAUGUCGACUUUGCUCUCAGGAAGGGAAAUAUUCUUUUGGAUUUUUCACAAUCACCGACUUCCAAGAAGGGCCUGGCUGAAUUUCACCUCACUGGCCUAAGAACCAGCCACACUGGAGACUACACCUGUGAGUGCUACAGACCAGGGGCCCCGGACAUAAGAUCACCGCCCAGUGAGGUCAUCCUGCUGCUGGUGACAGGAGGUCUCCCUAAACCUUCCCUGCAAGCCCACCAAAGGGGUGUGGUGACCGCAGGAGACGACGUGACCCUGCAGUGCCAGAGGCCAGACAAUGUUUUCGGGCCCAUGAGGUUCGCCCUGCUGAAGGCGGGAGUGGCAGAGCCCAUCCGGCUCCGGACCCCAGCCGGCAAGGAGGCGGACUUCUCCCUGCAGACUGUGACAGUCGGUGACGCCGGGAACUACAGCUGUGUCUACUUCCAGACCGGGACUCCUUUCUGGGCCUCACAGCCUAGCGAUCCUCUCGAGAUCCGGGUGAGAGUCCCCCCAGGUGCCAUAUCGAGGGACUACACCACGGGCAACCUCAUCCGCCUGGGUCUGGCUGCCCUAGUUGUGGUUAUUAUGGGCGCUCUCUUGCUGGAAGCCUGGUGCAGCCAAAAGGAGUCUCCACGUGGAUCCACGUAGAACAGCUGAGCACUUGUCUUGUUCACGGGCUGGCAUAGUGACGCGGGGUUCUCUGAACACCAAACUCCACCAUGGGGACAUGCUGUGUUUCUCACCAUGGGCACAAUUGAUACUUUGGGUGGGAUAUUUCUUCAGCACGUGGGACUGUCCUGUUCCUUGUGGGAACAUUCAGCACCAUUUCUUUUUCUCAUUAAAGAGCAGCUGAAGCCCCAGUCA
Molecule: messenger RNA, 1247 nt
Organism: Herpailurus yagouaroundi (jaguarundi)
Lineage: Eukaryota; Metazoa; Chordata; Mammalia; Carnivora; Felidae
Gene: TARM1
Product: T cell-interacting, activating receptor on myeloid cells 1
Exons: 4
Coding region: 225-1031 (268 amino acids)
Biological process (GO): immune response-regulating signaling pathway
Cellular component (GO): plasma membrane
Source: RefSeq, a predicted model, not a curated record